Messenger RNA from Guyanagaster necrorhizus, 738 nucleotides. RefSeq names its product arad-like aldolase/epimerase. Lineage: Eukaryota; Fungi; Basidiomycota; Agaricomycetes; Agaricales; Physalacriaceae. Gene Ontology annotation, molecular function: actin filament binding. Bases 1 to 738 code for a protein of 245 amino acids. Gene Ontology annotation, cellular component: cytoskeleton. The record is from RefSeq and is a predicted model, not a curated record. The transcript has 6 exons.
AUGAAAGUCAAUGCCUGUGCCAUACUAGCAGCUACCAUAGCCAGCGGACUCAAACCGCACAUUUUUGAGGACAAGCUUCAGGAAAGGGCAUGGUGCAAGUUAAGAUUGGCACAAGCUCUGAGGACAUUUGGAAACCGAGGCUAUGAUGAAGAAAUUGCAGGGCAUGUCAAAGCUAGGGAUGCAAUUGAGACGGAAUGUUUCUGGGCCAAUCCAUGGGGUCUCCACUUCAAGCUCAUCCAGCUGGAGGACCUCCUUCUAGUUCACUUUGAGGGAAAGAUAUUGCAAGCUGGGAAAUACCUGUUGAACACUGCGGCAUUUCUUAUCCAUUCUAAGAUCCAUGCAGCCAGGCCUGAUAUUAUAUGCGCAGCACAUUCGCAUUCCCUUUAUGGAAAGGCCUUCAGUGCACUGGGAAAGCCACUGGAUAUGAUUUCGCAGGAUAGUUACACAUUUUAUAAUGAUCAUGCGGUGUACACGGAUUACAGAGGCAUUAAUCACAGUCUGCUUGUUGCUUCUGAUAUGAUCGAAGCGGCCGUAUGGUUUUACAUUUCUCUGGAGAAGGCAUGUCAAGUUCAGCUCCUUGCCGAUGCUGCAGGGAAGAAGGUGAAGAUUUCGUCUGAACAGGCUGCAGAGACAGGCUCAAAGGUUGGAAAUAAGACUGCGGGAUGGUUCAGCGGCCAAAUGGAGUUUGCUUUCUUGGAGAGUGAGGAGCAGAAUUCCUUCGUGUACUUGAAAGAGUAA